GUGUGGACGGAGGCGCUGUGCAGGUCACAGGUGCUAGAGGCGUCGCUCCGUCACACGACUACAAGGUUUGCGCCACCUACAUGGACGGUUUCAGGGCGACGGCAGUUUGUCCAGUCGGAGGACCAAGAGCCGCAGAUAAGGCCCGACGGACCGCAGAGAGCAUCAUCAAACGGUCGAAGCGGCUCUUUAAGCAGUUGGGUUUUGAAGAUUUCAACUCUGUUAACAUCCAGGUCCUCGGAUCCGAAGACACGUACGGCUCCAACGCUCACACCAAGGGCUCCAGAGAAGCCGUGCUCUGGAUGUCCGUCCAUCAUAAACAGAAGAAAGCUCUUGAACUCUUCGCCAGAGAAGUCGCUCCUGCAGGGACGGGCAUGGCUCCUGGACUCACCGGCAUCGUGGGCGGUCGACCCCGAGUGUCUCCGGUCCUGAAGCCGUUUUUCUUCUUGCAGCCCAAAUCUGAGCUGAAAGUCGAUGUUCACAUGGAUGCAGAACUGAUGGAGUCUUUCUCUGAGACGGGACCAGAUGCAUCGGACCAGGAAGCCACUCCCCCCUCUGCAGAGGAUUUCCAAGACAGAGACCUGCCCAGCGGACCACACAGCUACAGACUGGAGGAACUGGCUUAUACGAGGAGCGGAGACAAAGGAGACUCUGCUAACAUCGGCGUCGUCGCUCGUCAUCCUCUCUUCUUUCCGUACCUGAAGAAACAUUUGACUUCUUCUAAAGUUCAGGAAUAUUUCUCCCACCUCAUCGAGCCGGGAGCGAAGAACGCCGUCACACGGUACACUCUGCCGGGGAUCCACAGCCUCAACUUCGUCCUGCAGAGUUCACUGGGUGGGGGAGGGGUGGCGUCUCUACGCAGUGACCCCCAGGGAAAAGCUUACGGUCAGAUGCUGCUGGACCUGAAGCUGAAAGGACUGCCUGACCUCAAAUCACUGGUGGAUUAAGAGAAAGAGAAAAAAGAGAGAGAGAGAAAGGACAUAAAAACACUUCACAUAGAAAAGAAAGUGAAAGUGAAGGAGAAAAAAAAAGAAGAAAAUUCCCAGUUUACAUAGAAAGAAACUCAGAGGAAGAAUCAUUAAUGGAUCAUUUAUGGAAAAGGUGAAGAUCACAUUGCGCAAUCAAAAUGUCGGGAAAAUUCGGGAGAGCAGGAGAUGACGUCAUCACACGAGUAAACAUUCUUGUUCACGCAGAGAGUCGAGUUUAUUUAGAUUUACACAAAGCACCCCAAAAGAAUCACAGAUGAAAUAAAACCUGUAAAGAAAAAAGAGUAAAUAUUUAAUGUCAUGAGUUGCAGCUUAAGGAACGGCCACUAGGGGGCAGUGGUGGUAAAUGUCGGAGCUUUCGAGCACAUCACAUGCUCCUCAUCAGCAGUUUGAGUCUUUUAUCUGUUGCCAUGAAAUCGUAAGAUGGUCAAAUUUCCUCCUUUUUCAUUCAACGUUGGCUUAAGAUUAAAACUCCAGGAUCGCCGUCCGUCUUUGUGCUUCCACCAAACGUCGGCGAUGAAGAUCAUGUUUUAACGAUUGAAAGCUCCACAACAGCUACUAAAUGGACGUUGGGAGGAGAUUUUGUUAACUGCUGUGUCAAAAUGUCAAGAGUGAGCUUUUAUGUUGACGUUGAGAAGAAGUCCUUAAAGAGCUCAGAAGACAUUUACGACUCCAUGACAACCCUGUCCACUGAUGAAGAUCAUGUGAUAUGACUGAAAGCUCCAGAACAGCUACUAAAUGGACCUUUUAAGAGGAGAUCAAAAUGUCAAGAAUGAACUUUGACUCUCAACUUUGAAGCCAAUGUGGAGAAGAAAGUCCUACAUCUACGAUUCCAUGGCAACCAGGCAUUUCCAUCCACUGAUGAAGAUCAUGUGAUAUGAUUGAAAGCUCAUAUUCAAGUAGCUACUAAAUG
Molecule: messenger RNA, 1896 nt
Organism: Scomber scombrus (Atlantic mackerel)
Lineage: Eukaryota; Metazoa; Chordata; Actinopteri; Scombriformes; Scombridae
Exons: 11
Source: RefSeq, a predicted model, not a curated record